ACGUCUUCCUCAUAGGCAGCAUUGCAAGUCGUCCUGAUGUAGCGAACGAAGGGGAACCCCCUUACUGACUUGUUGUGGUUACAGAUGGAAUCCAUCAUCACAGACCGGUGGAUCUCCCACCCGUUCACGAAAGAAGGCUACAUAACACUGAAUGGGGUGAAGACGGCCGACACGUACGGACACCGCCUGUUGAGCCCCGACUGGAGCUGGGUAGAGUCGGAGCUGCUCGAUCAAGUGAUGCAAUGCCAGUUCCACAGGCCCGCGGACCGGCCGUCUGUCGUCGAUCUCGUCUUCACGUGCAUCGAGCGCAAGAAGAGGGGAUUCCCCGAGGAGUCGGACGAGGUGACGGCAAAGUUCUGGUCCGACUUCUGGCUGCCGGUACGCGAGGCCGACUAUGGCGCGGCGCCAGAUCAAGGGCAAGGCGGCGGCGGCGGCCACGGCGGCGGCCACGAUGCUGGCGGCGAAACUACAUGGGAACAGCAGAACAGCGGCGGCGAGGCGCGGGCCGCCGACGACAAGGGCAAGGGGCCCGCGGUGGAACUGCCUUCAGACUUCUUCCACGCCCCGGUGACCGAGCAGGACAAGAUGCCCCCCGGCGUCGACAAGAAACCGUGGACCAACGUCAAGGACUUGAUCGCCCAGCUGGCCAGUGCCGCCGACGGAAAGGGGCCCAGGGCGCUCAGGCAGGGCACCACGAGCGACCCCGGACACGGCCUACGCAGUGACGGCGGUUGUCGUUCGACCCCGCCCUCCGGCCCGGGCCAGCCGAAGCCGAGCUGGAACCCACCGCUUGAGAGCCCCAAACCGUUGCUGCAGCGGAGCUCGAGCGGUGCGUGGCCGGACAAUAGGCAACUGAUGCAGAUGAGCUCGAGCAGCGGAGGCAGCAAGGAGCGGCCGGUCGCCAAGCCCUUGUUGCAGACGAGUAGUCAAGGGCCGGCCAGCAGCCACGACGACGGUUCCGGACCAGCCUGGUCGCACGACGACGAUAGUCAACCUACUUUCAAACCAAAGGGGGAAAGCUGGCCGUACCUAGGCAGAGUCAGGCCUGCCCGGGUCUCCUUGUCUAACGGCGGCUGCGGCGGCAGCGGCAGCAGCAGCAACAGCAGAGGCAAUGCCAGCUCGCGAGCUUCUCUGCGGAGACGGACGCAGCGGCCGCGACCCGAGUCUGCGCCGGGGGUCUUACCUGGCACGGCGAUGCGUAACCUUUCCGCGAGGGCGGCUCAGCUGCAGUCUUAUCUCGACCACAAGAUGGGCGAGGGGAUGAACCACGACAUGGGCCAUAACAUGGACCAGAACAUGGAGCAGGAUACGGAACGGGAAAUGGACGAACGGAUGAGCGGGGUGGUCCCGACGGGCUCGUAA
This is a messenger RNA of Purpureocillium takamizusanense, 1362 nucleotides long. RefSeq lists its product as uncharacterized. The transcript has a single exon. The coding region runs from base 85 to 1362 and encodes 425 amino acids. The record is from RefSeq and is a predicted model, not a curated record. Lineage: Eukaryota; Fungi; Ascomycota; Sordariomycetes; Hypocreales; Ophiocordycipitaceae.